CACAGAAUUGCCUUCCAUGCUGAUCAGCUACUUUGAGUACAAUUGAAAAUGUUUUUAUGGUUGCUUAGCUUCCAUUUCUGUCAUUUCCCACUCUAGUCCUAAACAUCUUGGAUAAUGGUAAUAUGUGGUUCUCUGGGGAAUGAGUUGUAGACAUAUCCAACCUCACAGCCUGCCUGUGCGAUGUGCUUUCUGGUGUUUGAAGGGCUGAUUAACUCCAGCAUAACACUAAACUUGAGCUAUAUAUUAACAGAAAGUGUGCAUGGUGAUAUGUAGGAUUAGAUAAGCACUCCUGGAGAAGAUGAAGAACUCAUCUUGUUCUACUCCUACGAGGGCCAUACCUUCCACUCCCACGGCCUCCUUACCCCAGACGAGAUUAAGCUUGCUGAACUUGUCCUGGUUCUGCAAUGUGGAGGUGUCUGCAGCCCCUUGUGCUCCAGCCCCUAGAAAUACUACUCAGGGAAAUCCAAACACCUUAGGAUUUUCAUAAAACCUCUUGGAGUUUUAUAACACCUCACAACUUACUAGUUCAGAUUUUAUGAUAGGCAAAAACUUGUGAUAAGCCUGCUUUGUUUUUAGAACUAAGGUACAAUAAUUACUUGAAAUGAGUUGCCUAAAGGUUAAUAUUUGCCGUAGGCAGAAUAUAACUCAUUCAGAAAUGUGGCACUGUUGCCCCUCUCAGAGGGGGAGAGUACCACAAUGACCAUGACACUGCUACAUUUGUGAACGAUUCUACAGUUUAGUAGGAUCUUUCCUUCUGCUGGCUUCCACCUCAGAGUGCAAGCACUUUCAGGGAAAGCCAUGUUCCUCUUCCAUGUUGUUUUCCUCUGUUAAAUGGCAAACUUGGUUUCACCCCAUUACUUCCUACAUGAUUGUAAAUCCGAGAGCACUUGCAAGCACCAGGAUUGACUGCUGCAUUCCUUCCUUUGCAGUGCCCCAAUUGCAGAGUGAGGCACCAAGCCACCUGUUGCAUAGUGUGCUGGGAUCACUGCAGUUAAUUUGCAGCUGCUAAGAAGGGAGGCUGGAGAUAUUUCAGUUCAGAUAUGUCCGAGGUGAAAGAUGGAGAGAAACAAUUGAAUCAAAGAAGUGGUUUGCUUAGUUGGGAUGGAAGAUUCCUGCUUGUGCAACAAAGUUGGCAGGCCCUGUCUUACCCAAUUGGUUAAUAGCAGCUUUGUCCACUGUAACUUAUGGAACUGAUGGUAGAUCCCUCUGGGUAGGUGCCUUUUUUGAAAGUAUUUUGCUUUGUUUUGUUUUAGUCUUUGGGAGUCCACCACCAAUCAACAGACUGUUAAUCUAUAAAUAAGAGCCAGUGUAUUAAUCUCUGAAAAUCAUCAGCAUUCUACAUGGGUUCUGAAGUUCAUCAAUAUCAGUAGGAAAACACAAAUCUGUGGAUUAAGUCUUGAUAUUGAAUGUUUUAGGAUAAAUUGUUUUCCUCUCACAUUUUCCUCUAGCUUUCACUACUUGUUUUGGCUCCAGGCUCUAAUAUUCCUGAUUUUUACCAGCCAUGUUCUGCUGUCUUCAUAUGGCCAGGAGCCACAGAGGAUACAUUAUGAAAAGUAAUGGGAAAGGAGAUGAACAGCUCAGUAUGGUCACUUUUAGAAAGUCGAUGUCUGUACGACUGUAGCUUCACAGCAUAACAGGUGAGAUUCCCUGAUUUCCAUGCACCUUGCAAGCUCACUUAUUUGCAGUUCCUGAGAAGAAACCACUGAUGAUUUAACAUGGAAGUUGUAUUUGUAUUUCACGUGAUCUAGAGGAGUCUUGAGCCAGAGACUGAUCACCCUGCCGUUAAUUUCUCAAGCAGAGAUAGUCAGUGUCUAGGUGAUGCUAUCCACUUACUCCUCCAUAUUUAGACAGACUCAUUGGGCUCAAAGUGGUAUUGUCUAUAUCACAGUAUGAUUCUGUUUAUUGAGGAUGAGUAGUUUGAGUUUGGUUCUCCAAACCCUAAGUUAAGUUUUCAUCUUGGCAGAUUAUUUUAGAGGACUCUUAGGAGACUAAGCACUGUUUCAUUGGAGAAUAGCAUGCAACUCAAAAGCAAGGAAGUACAGCGUGAUCAGCAAAAUGCAGGACAGAUCAUCUCCCUGCUGGAAUGGCUUUAUCAGACUGCAUGGCAUCCUUCCUGCUUUGAUCUAUCCUCAUGGGAUGUAAGAGCAGUGUUACAGUAAAGUGGUCCAAAAGUAUUAGGAUGUGUUUAAGUUACAGACAGGUAUGAAAAUAAAGCGAAGUGGUCUGCUCUAGCAAAGAAUUAUGUGAUUUUUUUUGUUUCCUCUUUCUUGAGUCCUGCCUGGCUUAAUUCUUUUAUGUUGUGAACUACAAUGGCUGCUGUCACCGGGUCUCUUAAGGUUCUACAAGUCCAGAAAUCCAAUGGCCGCGCCAUUAUUAUUGCUUUCCACGGGGAUCAAUCUUCUUCAUCGUGUGUUCAUCCCACCACCCACCUCUGGAGAAGCAUAUAAAAAUCACUGCAGAGAGGAGGGUUUUUUAUGUUCUGAAUCAGACUUUUAAAGAAACCCUGAAAUGUAAGGGAACUAGAUAAUUUUAACAGUGUUGGCUUUGCAUGUUAGCCAGUUCUGUGUUAGCUUUUCUUUCCUUCAGUCUUCUGUGGGUUUUUUUUCCGUAGUUUCUACUUCCAAAGUUUGAGUACACAGAGGCUCUGGUGAAACACUUCCUAGCACAUCACCUCUCUGAAAAACAAUGCUAAAUUAAAUAAUGCGAUUACUAUAGAGUUUAUAAGCUUCCAAAAGAAUAUCAGCCUGAUUGUAUCAAGAUUUCUACCUUUUAAGAAAUACAUAUUUUCAGUAGUUUUCUGAUAAAAUUUUCAAUAAAGGCAUGGAUGGAAUCUUUUAAGAAGAUGACUGCUAUGAUGUGAAGGCUCUGCACAGCCUCUGAUUCCUUAUUCUUGUGUGUCCUGGUUUCUUUAAGAGUAUUGUAUCAGGAAGGCUCCUUUGGGUUUGUGUUUCCUUAGGCAGCCGUGACCCAGACCAGGAUGAUCCAACCAGCAUUCCAUCAGUUAUUGCCUUUGCUUCGGCCAUCAUAUUCAUGUAGAAGCAUGGAUGUAGCUGGAGAUAUGCCUGCUUCUGUAUAUGGGUCUGUUGUUAAAACUGAAUUGCUAUUUCUUCUGUUUGUCCAGUAAAAGACACAAAACUGUGUCUGGGACUUCUGUAUCUGAAAAACUUUAUAUGAUGCAUCUUCACAACCCCCGAAGUUAGGUGUCUCUUCUUCUGAAGAACAGAGUAGGUCUGUAGAUCAUUCCAAGACCAGGUCCAUUAAAAAUGCACCAGAUCAAUAGAGGUAUGAAACUUGCUUCCUAGAGUAACCAGUCUAACUUUACUCUUUCAAAGAUAUACAGGCAAGCUAUCUUAUGUAAAGCAGGUGUAGAAAUUUAUUGCCUCAGUUCAUUGUUGUCAUUCAUCGUUAAAGUUCAGAAAGGUCUGGAUGUGUAACUUCAACAGUGGUUGAACAACUUCUGUUGAAAAUUCUUGGAGGACUGUCAGAGGUAUCUGAUGGCAGUGAGCAACAGUCAGUCACAGACAAAGUUUUUCAGGGUGGUUAUCUUCUUGAGAAGUGAAGUCAUCAGUGGCAUAUUGGCAAUGAAUUGGUGACAGAGCUGAUCCUUGAGCACAGAAACAGUCCCUAUCACCAGCUGAGGUCCUGAGAAGGGAGGCAGAAUUUUGUGCCUGGCAAAGUAUAGAAUCCUCAGAGUUGGCAGGGACCUUUAAAGGUCAUCCAGUCCAACUCCCUGGCAAUGAACCAGGACGUACACAGCUAGAUUAGGUUGCCCAGGGCCCGAUCCAGCCUCGCCUUGGAAGUCUCUGGGGAUGGGACAUCCACCACAUCUGGGCAACCUGUUCCAGUGCCUCACCACCCUCACUGUAAAAGACUUUUUCCUUAUAUCCAACCUAAACCUUGAAACCAUUUCCCCUUGCACUAUCACAACCAACGCUGCUAAAAAGUCUGUCCCCUUCUUUCCUGUAGCUCCCCUUUAUGCAUUGAAAGGCCACUCAGGUCUCUCUAGAGCCUUCUCUUCUGCAGGCUGAACAGCCCCAGCUCUCUCAGCCUGUCCAUGUAGGAGAGGUGUUCCAUCCCUUGGAUCAUUUUUGUGGCCCUCCUCUGGAUGCGCUCUAGUAUCAGGCACGUUGUUGCUAGCAGAGUGUAUGUACUAGAAUUUUUGAAAUCGUUUUUAAAAUAUAAGCUACUUCUGUUGUUCCCAAAGAUACAAUGCUAGCUGAGUGUACUACUUCCCAAGCUACCCCAUCAUCACAGUGCUUUUGCAAAAGAAAAUGGCAAGUGAGAAAGGAGAGACAAGUGUAACAUCCCUGUGACUGCAGCUGAUUGUCUGUCUCUCCUUGAGGUAUUUAUAAGCUGCAUACUGGCAGGCUGGGGUGGGCAGUUGGCUCACCCUGACCUUGGAGGCUGGAAGCCUGACCAGCAUUCCUGGGAGCCACGUGAGCCAGACUGGCAGGAACAGCUGCAACGAAUGGAGAUGCCUAGCAGAGGCUGCUCAGAUUGAGUUUCACUCUAGUCAGUUGAGAUUUUUCUCUUUCUCCCCCUGUUGCGCCUUUCAUCUUUGUUUAUAGGAUUGGACAGGCGAACGCACUGGUGUAGUCUUAGCGAGCAAGACAUUCGUUUAGUGGAUUUGGGAUUCUUCAGUGCCAAACAACCACUUCUUGCCAUUGCCUUCCACAGCUCCAGCUGCCUGGCAUGGCUGGGCUUUUAUAGCUCCAAGCUUUUUGAGCACACAACUCGCCCUCCUGUAUUAGGGCAUUUUAUGUUGUGUUCUCUCAGGCUCUUCAUUUUUUGCUGUAUUGAAGGUUUAGUAUAUGAGGCUUUUGAAUGCAUGGGAGAUGGGUCAGGACCAGACAAAGCAACAGAUAGAAAAAGGACUCCAUCUUUACCAAUCUAAUCAGACUGAAAAGGCUCUGCAAGUCUGGAUGAGGGUUUUGGAGAAGUCUGCGGAUCCUGCUGGCAGGUUUCGGGUUUUGGGUUGCCUCAUCACUGCUCAUGCAGAGAUGGGCAGAUACAAAGAUAUGCUGAAGGCACACCACGUGAUGAAGCUUCAGAGAAAGUUCGCAGUGGUUCAGAUUGACACAGCACGGGAGCUGGAAGACCCAGAUUACCUUACAGAGGGCUAUCUAAACCUGGCUCGCAGCAAUGAGAAACUCUGUGAAUUCCAGAAAACAAUAUCUUACUGUAAGACAUGCUUGAACAUGCAGGGUACCACUGUGAGCCUGCAGCUGAACGGCCAGGUGAGCCUCAGCAUGGGCAAUGCCUUCCUGGGCCUCAGCAUUUUCCAGAAGGCUUUGGAGUGCUUUGAGAAAGCUUUACGCUAUGCACACAACAAUGACGACAAGAUGCUGGAGUGUCGAGUCUGCUGUAGCCUUGGGAACUUCUAUGCCCAGAUAAAGGACUAUGAGAAAGCUUUGUUCUUCCCAUGUAAAGCAGCAGAGCUGGUGAAUGACUAUGGAGCAGGCUGGAGCUUGAAGUACCGUGCAAUGAGCCAGUAUCACAUGGCGGUGGCCUACCGGAAGCUGGGGCGCUUGUCAGAUGCUAUGGACUGCUGUGAGGAGUCCAUGAAGAUUGCCCUUCAGCACGGUGACCGGCCUCUGCAGGCACUGUGUCUGCUGUGCUUUGCUGAUAUCCAUCUCAGUCGCAGAGAUGUGCAGACAGCCUUUCCCCGGUAUGAUUCUGCCAUGAGCAUCAUGACAGAGAUUGGAAACCGCCUGGGUCAGAUCCAGGUGCUGCUAGGAGUGGCUAAGUGCUGGAUGAUCCAGAAGGAGCUGGACAAGGCUCUGGAAAGCAUUGAAAAGGCACAGGAAGUGGCAGAGGUGCUAGGGAACAAGCUUGGUCUGCUGAAGCUCCACUGCCUGUGUGAAAGGAUCUAUCGCACAAAGGGUCAGCAGCGAGAAUUGCGUGACCAUGUAGUGAAGUUCCAUGAAUGCGUGGAGGAGAUGGAGCUGUACUGUGGCAUGUGUGGAGAGUCUAUUGGGGAGAAGAACAACCAGCUGCAGGCGCUGCCUUGCUCCCACUUCUUCCACUUGAAGUGCCUGCAGACCAACGGGACGCGGGGCUGCCCCAACUGCCGCCGGCUGUCGGUGAAACCCGGAUACGUGUGACCAGGACUGCGGACACCAGCGAGCACGGGAACCGCGGGACCUCCUCGUGGGGGGGGGCUGGGGGCGGCGGGGCGUGUCCUCGGGCUGCCCUCCGUGUCGCUGCUUCGGGGCCCCUCUUCGCGCUCUUCUGUACGGGCACU
This is a messenger RNA of Numida meleagris (helmeted guineafowl), 6244 nucleotides long. RefSeq names its product receptor associated protein of the synapse (gene RAPSN). The record is from RefSeq and is a predicted model, not a curated record. Gene Ontology annotation, biological process: chemical synaptic transmission. The transcript has 9 exons. Gene Ontology annotation, molecular function: protein-membrane adaptor activity; acetylcholine receptor binding. Gene Ontology annotation, cellular component: synapse. Lineage: Eukaryota; Metazoa; Chordata; Aves; Galliformes; Numididae. The coding region runs from base 4812 to 6104 and encodes 430 amino acids.